AUGCCACGUUCGGGUCUUCUCGAGGACAGUGAUUCACGGUCCCGCACACAAGACUGCGGGGGAAGCCCGGAAAGGCCAAAAUCGAAUACCGGGGAAAGCAGGAGGGGCCGUAGAAACCGUCGCUCUCGACGAAAACGGGCAGAGCAGGACGACAGCGAGGCCGAAGGGUACGGCUGGAGCGGCAACAAAUACAGCUGGGAUUCGGUAGAUGUGGACAGUACCGGUAGCUCUUCCGAUCAGCUGGAGAUGACUAAGCUGAACCCGAACAGUGGCGACGGCAAGCAACGACCAAAGCUCCAGUCCUUAAAAACAUGUACGAACUCCGAAAACGACGAGGACAGCGCAAGGCACACAGCCAACGGCAACAACAACACCGCGGCGGCGGCGCCGGAGAAGCUAUUUAGGUCCCCAGAUGGAACCAGAGGGAAACUAGACGAUUCCGGAGCGUGGGGCAGUGACUGCGAACAAGAUGAUGCAAUUCAGAAAAUGGCUGGGAGCUCGGGCUCCGGCCAUGGCCCAACGCAACCCUUGAUGAAUUCUGACGCGGAAUCGCUACCGCAGACUACCGUGAACCGCGCUGAGGUGGCUGUCGGCAAACCAAUCCGUGGUGCGCGGUGGGGCGAAUCUAUCGGUAUAAGAUCUGCAGUUUUUGACAGCUCGACCAUUCCGACUAAACGAGUGGACCUGAAAAGGUUCGUGUCCGGCCCGCUCAAUUCGGGCCCAGGGACCGUUCUACGUUGUUUCAUUGAGCGGGAUCGGAGUGGAACUCACAAGUUCUCCCCCGUGUUUUCUAUGUACGCCGAUCUCGGGGAUGGCAGUGGGCGCAUGCUGCUGGCCGCCCGCAAGCUGCCAAUACGUUUCACAUGCAAAGUUCGUAGAAGGAGGGUUUGCUCAAUGAUGUUUCUUGGCGCCGCUUAUUUCAACAAACCUCUUGUAUUUUUGUGGCAAACUCUCAACGCCCUCCAGCUGCUGGCCAGCAAAACCGCGUACUACACGAUAUGCACCCGGCAAGAGGACUUGUUCAAGGACAACGGCAAGAGGGGUGGAAACUCGUUUCUCGCCAAAUUAAGAGCCUCCAGCGUAGCCCACACGGAGUACGCCCUGUACGACAGGGGAGACAACCCUGCCGUAGCAGCUAGCGAAGCCAGCCUUGAUGCCGGCGCGGGGGCAAAGCCGAAGUCGAUGCGGAAUCCAAUUGACCUCGCCAGAUCCAAGACAUUGAGGCAACAAGAGAGGCAUGGCCAGGGAGAAGUCCGCAGGGAGCUUGGCGUAAUCAUCUACAACUUCGACAAAAAAGAGCAGGAAGGCGACUCUUGGAAGCCGGUCUCAUGGCAGCCUAACGAUAUGAAGGAGAGUAUGAUAAACAACUUCGGGCGAAUACGGUAUCAGGGUGCCCAAAACUUCCUCCAAGAUGAUCGUCUGCUCAUCUACCAUCAAAGGGAGAGCCGGUACGACCCUCUGUCGUCUUGCCUCGUUGACUACAGGGGCCGAGCGACGGCUCCGUCUGUGAAAAACUUCCAGCUUAUCAAGUCACCCCCAGAAGACAAUGUGAAGCGAGCGAGGUACUUCAGUGAGGGGGCGGGGAAGAACGACGUUGAAAGCAACGAUAUACCGAGACCAGUUUUUCUUCAAAUGGGCAAGGUGGGCAAGGACUGCUUCAACGUGGAUUUGGAGUGGCCAUUGUCGGUCCUCCAGGGGUUUGCCAUCUGCCUCAGCCGCUUCGACGCCCAAGCGCAGUUUUAGAUCAAUAAUAUUGCAAUCACUGCAAGAUCGACGCCGAUGGGUUUGAUCGUGCCCUCCAACACCUUUUUAAUCUCUCAACAUUAUCCGGUAGACUCGUGUGGCUGUGCAUUCGGCGGCACCUUGAAAGCUUAUGCCUAAAUACAGUGUGCAUAGCAAUAAAGAAAGCCUAUUUCAUCAAAUGCAGAGAGAAAGGCGGGCCAAGAUGUGACCGAUGGGAAGAAAAGGAGAAAGCAUGGCCAAAUUGGCAGGAAGAGAAAGCAGUCUGAGAGCACCCAAUUAUCAUUGUUGAAUCAGAUUGAAGGAUCAAGACGUGUGAUGACAAGGCAUCAUGUCGACGCCAUGCAACAUUUAAGGUUUGCCACAAGUUAAACUUCCGCCCAACGCAAAACGAGGACAUGAACAAGGCUCCUACUUGAACCGCAAGUAUCGCACAGCAGUAGGACACAUGGAAGUGCUUUAUCCAGCACAACUGGAAAACCCUCGGAAUCCAAUCGUUUUUUUUUAUUUUUGUCUUCACUUCAA
Molecule: messenger RNA, 2265 nt
Organism: Ectocarpus sp. CCAP 1310/34
Lineage: Eukaryota; Phaeophyceae; Ectocarpales; Ectocarpaceae
Source: the annotation of a GenBank genome assembly